AUGUCUGCCGGGAGAAUCGGAAUCCUGGUAGCUCUGUCUUCCUUACAGCAGAUUCUAGGCUCUGUAGCUCUGGGGCAGCCCACCGUGCGACUGUCCCCCCCUCGCAACGUGACGCUGCUGUCGAAGGAUUUUGGCAUGGCUUUGACGUGGCUCCCCGGCGAGGGGUCCCCACCAGAUGUGCUGUAUACUGUGAGGUACCGAAGUUGGAAUCAGGUAAAACAGUGGGAAAAGGUCCAACACUGCAGAAACAUUUCCCAAACCACCUGCAAUCUGACUUGUGUGUCAGACCCGUUCAACAAAUUCAGCGCCCGUGUCAAAGCCCUGUCGGCAGGGCGCCAGUCCCCCUGGGUGGAGUCGGGAUUCAUGGAAUAUCAGUUUGAUGUGGAACUGGCUCCCCCGGCACUAGAAGUGAGCGUGUCGGAAAGUACAAUCAACGUGAGUGCCGCUUUCCCCCUGGCUUCCUGUGUGGAGAGCAUCUUUAUCGAUCUGAAGUAUGACCUGGGCUUCUGGGAAGCCGGAACUGAAGACAAGCAGAUGCAGUACUGCGACAACAUGAAGUGGGACAAGGUAACAAUCAACACUCGGGAGAUCAGCGGCAAUUACUGCCUGAGUGCCAGGGCUUCUUUCCAAGUAAUCAAACUAAAACACAGCGAGUUCUCCAAGCCGAUGUGCAUGUUGUUCAAGUCCAAAGCCGUGGACUGGAAGUUCCUAGUCACCAUUGCAGUCCCAUUGCUCGUCCUGCUUUUCCUUUGCGCUGCUGCUGCGUCCAUCCUAUGUCUGUGUAAACAAGCUGCCAAGAGAGUGAAGAGGCCUCAAGCUUUGGACUUCUCCCAUUUCAGGGCUCCUCGGAAGAUCCUUGAGAAGGAGCCCAGCGAAAAGGAGUUCUUUGAGGAAGACCUCCUAGUCUGCAUGGAGAAGCCAGAAUUGGGAGGGAGAAGGAGUGGUCCUUCAGUGAGGAACAACGUAUCACUAAAUGCUUCUCUCCUCUCACUCUGGGAAGAAGAGGAGGAGGAUGACAGCAGCAGUUUCAGACCCUACACUGAAAUGCCUCGGUUCCUGAAGAGAGCUCCCAACUGCCAAGUAGCCAGCACGAGUCACCAAGGGACCCAAUCGGGUUCUGAACUGGGCGGCUCCCACCUUGAGGGAGGAUCUGUGUCUGACCUAGCAGGGUUAGGGUUCUCUCAGCUUGUUUGGAGAAGGGGCUCGGCCAAGGAGGACACCUCUGGGUUCCAAGACAGCGAGAAAUCCUUCCUUUCUGAGAGUUCCUCCUUGGGAGACUUCUCUCUCAUUGAAGCCCGAUAUCCAGCUACUAAUGGACAUGGGCAGCUCGUCUGCCAAGGAGACACCUUCCUUCAGAUGACUGUGUUGAUGGAGGGGCUGAAUGGGAAGCCUCCUGCUUAUGAGCAACGCCUGCAAAUGAGACAUCCCCAUAACACCAACCAUCAGCGGCAUCCUUAUCCUGACCCAAUAGUGUGUGUCGCACUAGAAGUCAGCCAGGACUCCGACGGCUUCCCUCUUGAGGGGCAGCUUGUUUGCUUUCAGACUUUAAAGCUCGCAGAGGACGAGGGCAUCGCAAGCGACAGCGACAGCCUCACUGUGUGCUCGGAAGAAGACCCACCAUCCCUGGCCUCGCUAGUAAGCGAGACUUUUGAAGCUGAGACACGGGGGAAAGGUGGCAGCUUGCAGCAAGAGAGCGAUCCAAUCUUUAAAUUCCAGGGAUAUCAGCAUGUGCGUUAUAUGCCAAGGAACUGA
Molecule: messenger RNA, 1752 nt
Organism: Emys orbicularis (European pond turtle)
Lineage: Eukaryota; Metazoa; Chordata; Testudines; Emydidae
Gene: IFNLR1
Product: interferon lambda receptor 1
Exons: 7
Coding region: 1-1752 (583 amino acids)
Biological process (GO): cytokine-mediated signaling pathway
Cellular component (GO): plasma membrane
Molecular function (GO): cytokine receptor activity; protein binding
Source: RefSeq, a predicted model, not a curated record